Messenger RNA from Vitis vinifera (wine grape), 1091 nucleotides. Its product is annotated as DNA-directed RNA polymerases II and IV subunit 5A. Gene Ontology annotation, cellular component: RNA polymerase III complex; RNA polymerase II, core complex; RNA polymerase I complex. The transcript has 6 exons. Gene Ontology annotation, biological process: DNA-templated transcription. The record is from RefSeq and is a predicted model, not a curated record. Gene Ontology annotation, molecular function: DNA binding; DNA-directed RNA polymerase activity. Lineage: Eukaryota; Viridiplantae; Streptophyta; Magnoliopsida; Vitales; Vitaceae. Bases 256 to 876 code for a protein of 206 amino acids.
UGAAAUACGCCGCUUUAGGGCUUCUUGCAGCACAAGACAAGAAGCCCCGGUCAUUCCUUCUCCAAACUCGGCGUUACGGUCGUUCUCCGAGUUCAAGGUCUGCUUGCAGUACAAGAAGCACCGAUCUCUGGAUUCAGUCAUUCUUUCUCCAAGCGUUGUGUUUCGUUUGGUCGUUCUCCGAGUUCAAGAGUUAAUAGGAGUUUCGGUAGCUAUCUAAGGUGUCAUUGCCUCCCUGAGAUUGCAUUGGAAUCCUAGAUGUCUGCAUCAGAGGAAGAAAUUUCAAGGCUAUUCAGAAUCAGAAAAACAGUGAUGCAGAUGCUGAAGGAUAGGGGUUACUUUGUUGGAGAUUUUGAGAUCAAUAUGACAAAGCAUCAAUUUGUGAGCAAAUUUGGUGAAAACAUGAAGAGAGAGGACCUUGUAAUCAAUAAAGCAAAGCGAACUGAUAGCUCUGAUCAGAUUUAUGUUUUCUUCCCCGAAGAACAAAAGGUUGGUGUUAAGACAAUGAAGACCUACACCAAUCGCAUGAAAUCGGAGAAUGUCUUCAGAGCAAUUUUGGUUGUUCAACAAAAUUUGACUCCCUUUGCUCGAACUUGCAUUAACGAAAUAUCAACAAAAUUCCACUUGGAAGUUUUCCAGGAGGCAGAAUUGUUGGUCAACAUCAAAGAACAUGUUCUUGUUCCUGAGCAUCAGGUGCUGACCAGUGAGGAGAAGAAGACUUUGCUGGAGAGGUAUACCGUGAAAGAAACACAGCUACCUCGAAUUCAGGUGAGCGACCCGAUUGCAAGAUAUUUCGGGCUGAAGCGAGGACAAGUUGUAAAGAUAAUUCGUCCAAGUGAGACUGCAGGUCGAUACAUCACCUAUCGAUAUGUGGUAUGACUUGUUAUUACUCAUUAAGAAUGAAGGGACUUUUUGUUGAGGCUAGUGUGAGUGAAAAGCUUAUUCCAGAUGUAUUGUUAAGGCGAAUUCAUGGCUCCUUGACUCAUAUAUGAUAUAUAACAAUCAUCCAUGUAACAUAUACACAAUGGCGUUAUGUCAGUUGAACCAAAAUUAAUUUGAUGAGUAUGUCAUGUGACCAGUGGCAUCAUGGUUUA